Messenger RNA from Asparagus officinalis (garden asparagus), 3756 nucleotides. RefSeq names its product DNA damage-binding protein 1a. The transcript is spliced from 19 exons. Gene Ontology annotation, molecular function: protein binding; nucleic acid binding. Gene Ontology annotation, cellular component: nucleus. NCBI's taxonomy places the organism in Eukaryota, Viridiplantae, Streptophyta, Magnoliopsida, Asparagales, Asparagaceae. The record is from RefSeq and is a predicted model, not a curated record. The coding region runs from base 164 to 3433 and encodes 1089 amino acids.
GCCUCCGGCCCACACGUGCUCGUCUCUCCGCCCCCGCCCUCAUUUCCCCCCCUAAAUCGGCCGGCAGCGGCACUCUCUCUCUCUCGCUCUCGCUCUCUCCAUCUCCACCUCUCCUCAGCCUUCUUCCUCCUCCCCCUCCGUACUUUCUUGCCGCGAAAACAAGAUGAGCAUGUGGAACUACGUGGUGACGGCCCACAAGCCCACCAACGUCACCCACUCCUGCGUCGGCAACUUCACCUCCCCUCACGAGCUCAACCUCAUCAUCGCGAAAUGUACUCGAAUCGAGAUUCAUUACCUCACUCCCCACGGCCUACAGCCUAUGCUGGAUGUUCCAAUAUAUGGAAGAAUUGCGACUCUUGAACUCUUUAGACCUCAUGGUGAACAACAAGAUUUCCUAUUUAUUGCCACAGAAAGAUACAAAUUUUGUGUACUUCAAUGGGAUGCAGAAGCGUCAGAGCUCAUUACAAGAGCAAUGGGAGAUGUAUCUGAUCGAAUAGGUCGUCCAACAGAUAAUGGACAGGUUGGUGUUUCAAUUUCGGAUUGUAGGUUGAUUGGUCUUCACCUGUAUGAUGGUCUCUUCAAGGUUAUACCGUUUGAUAACAAAGGGCAACUAAAGGAAGCAUUCAAUAUCAGGCUUGAAGAACUUCAGGUUUUGGAUAUCAAAUUUCUUUAUGGUUGUCCCAAACCCACAAUUGCAGUGCUUUAUCAGGAUAAUAAAGAUGCUCGACAUGUCAAAACAUAUGAGGUUGGUCUCAAGGAGAAAGACUUUGUUGAGGGCCCAUGGUCACAGAAUAAUCUUGAUAAUGGAGCUGGGCUGCUGAUUCCUGUCCCUAUGCCUCUUGGUGGUGUUAUUAUUAUUGGGGAGGAGACUAUUGUCUAUUGCAGUGCAAAUUCAUUCAAAGCUAUACCGAUCAAACCAUCCAUUACAAGAGCCUAUGGGAGGGUUGAUGCAGAUGGUUCUCGGUACUUGCUCAGUGAUAAUACAGGACUUCUGCAUUUGCUUGUUAUCACUCAUGAAAAAGAAAGGGUAACUGGACUCAAAAUUGAGCAUUUAGGGGAGACAUCUGUGGCAUCCACAAUAUCUUAUCUUGAUAAUGCAGUGGUAUAUGUUGGUUCAAGCUAUGGAGAUUCACAGCUCGUAAAACUGAAUUUGCAACCUGAUGCAAAUGGUUCAUAUGUUGAAGCCCUUGAAAGAUAUGUUAACCUAGGGCCUAUUGUUGAUUUUUGUGUUGUUGACCUUGAAAGGCAAGGUCAAGGUCAGGUGGUCACUUGCUCGGGGGCAUAUAAAGACGGUUCACUUCGUGUUGUUCGAAAUGGCAUCGGGAUCAACGAACAGGCAUCUGUAGAACUUCAAGGCAUCAAAGGCUUGUGGUCAUUACGUUCUUCCACUGAUGAUCCACAUGAUACUUUCCUGGUAGUGAGCUUUAUCAGUGAGACACGCUUUCUGGCAAUGAAUAUGGAAGAUGAGUUAGAAGAAACUGAAAUUGAAGGCUUUUAUUCUCAAGCCCAGACUUUAUUUUGCCAAAAUGCUAUCAAUGAUCAGCUUGUCCAGGUAACUGCAAGCUCUGUUCGAUUAGUCAGUUCGACAUCUCGGGAGCUGUUAGAUGAGUGGACUGCUCCUUCUGGAUUUUCUGUCAACGUUGCAACUGCAAAUGCUAGCCAGGUUCUCUUGGCUACAGGAGGUGGACAUCUUGUUUACCUUGAAAUUGGGAAUGCUAAAUUGACUGAAGUAAAGCAUAUACAGCUAGAAUAUGAGAUAUCAUGUCUCGACAUAAAUCCAAUUGGGGAAAAUUCUUGCUAUAGUUCAUUAGCAGCAGUUGGGAUGUGGACUGAUAUAAGCGCCAGGAUAUAUUCACUACCGGGCUUGGAUAUGAUCACAAAGGAAAAUCUGGGUGGAGAAAUUAUACCUCGUUCCGUCCUUCUAUGCAAAUUUGAAGGAGUAUCAUACUUGUUAUGUGCCCUUGGAGAUGGACACCUGUUCAACUUUCUCUUGAAUAUGAACACUGGUGAACUGUCAGAUAGGAAGAAAGUAUCUCUUGGGACGCAACCAAUUACACUACGUACAUUUUCUUCAAAGGAUACCACCCAUGUUUUUGCUGCAUCAGAUAGGCCAACCGUGAUAUACAGUAGCAAUAAGAAGUUACUUUACAGUAAUGUGAAUCUGAGAGAAGUUAGCCAUAUGUGCCCUUUUAACUCUGCUGCUUACCCAGACAGCCUUGCAAUAGCCAAAGAGGGUGAACUUUCAAUUGGAACUAUUGAUGACAUUCAGAAGCUUCAUAUUCGCUCAAUCCCUCUGGGAGAACAUGCACGGCGUAUCUGCCAUCAGGAGCAGUCUCGGACUUUCGCGAUCUGUAGUUAUAAAAACUGUCAUACCAGCACAGAGGAAAGUGAAACACAUUUUGUUCGGUUGUUAGAUGAUCAAACUUUUGAGUUCAAAUCAAUCUAUCAGUUGGACACUUAUGAAAAUGGUUGCUCUAUCAUUAGUUGUUCCUUCUCAGAUGACAACAAUGUCUAUUAUUGUGUUGGAACUGCCUAUGUUCUGCCUGAAGAAAAUGAACCCACCAAAGGGCGUAUUCUUGUUUUUGCAGUUGAAGAUGGGAAGCUACAAUUAAUUACUGAAAAGGAAACCAAAGGAGCUGUUUACUCUCUCAAUGCCUUCAAUGGGAAAUUACUGGUUGCUAUCAAUCAAAAGAUUCAAUUAUACAAGUGGAUGCUUCGAGAGGAUGGAUCACGAGAGCUGCAGUCAGAGUGUGGGCAUCAUGGUCAUAUACUCGCUUUGUAUGUUCAAACACGUGGAGACUUUAUUGUAGUUGGCGAUUUGAUGAAAUCAAUCUCUCUUUUGAUAUAUAAGCAUGAAGAAGGUGCCAUUGAAGAGCGCGCCCGUGAUUAUAACGCAAACUGGAUGACCGCCAUUGAGAUUCUCAACGAUGACAUUUACCUCGGUGCAGAGAACAACUUCAAUCUCUUCACAGUUCGAAGAAACAGCGACGGAGCUACUGACGAGGAGCGUGGUAGGCUCGAGGUGGUCGGUGAAUACCACCUUGGUGAGUUUGUUAACUGUUUCAGGCAUGGCUCCCUUGUUAUGAGGCUCCCAGACUCUGAGAUCGGCCAAAUCCCCACCGUUAUAUUUGGCACCGUUAAUGGGGUUAUUGGGGUUAUUGCUUCUCUUUCUCAUGACCAUUACAUUUUUCUGGAAAAGCUCCAGGGAUGCCUUAAUAAGGUUAUUAAGGGAGUUGGAGGCUUAAUUCAUGAGCAAUGGAGAUCAUUUAAUAAUGAGAAGAAAACUUCUGAUGCUAGAAAUUUCUUGGAUGGGGAUCUUAUUGAAUCUUUCCUUGAUCUUAGCCGCGUGAAGAUGGAGGAGAUCUCUAAGACCAUGGAUGUUCCUGUUGAGGAGCUCUGCAGGAGAGUUGAGGAGCUUACACGAUUACACUGAAAAUAUAUGUCAAAAAUAUAUUUACUUUUGUUCUAUUUUCUGUUCCGUCAUCAAGUUAUGUUGGUCUUCAAUAUUUUAGUUUUACUUACUAGAAAGGUGGAUGUAUGAGUUCCUGCUCGAGUUAGUUACUUGUUAUGAGUUGAGAUGAUUCAAUCGAGCGUUUGUAAUAUGUUGUGACAUUAGUACUAUUCUCUUAGGCACUUUCAUUUAUCACCUGUGGCCGCUGUUAUUGCUUAUUUCUUGAUGUGUGUAUACUUUCAUGUUCUGCUGUAGAACUAGUUUGUAAGAGAACAUCUUGAAAUGACGGUUGCUCAUUGAGUUUA